Zingiber officinale is the source of this 903-nucleotide messenger RNA. Its product is annotated as transcription factor bHLH35-like. Lineage: Eukaryota; Viridiplantae; Streptophyta; Magnoliopsida; Zingiberales; Zingiberaceae. Bases 57 to 752 code for a protein of 231 amino acids. Gene Ontology annotation, cellular component: nucleus. Gene Ontology annotation, biological process: regulation of DNA-templated transcription. The transcript is spliced from 5 exons. The record is from RefSeq and is a predicted model, not a curated record. Gene Ontology annotation, molecular function: protein dimerization activity; DNA-binding transcription factor activity; sequence-specific DNA binding.
ACAGGGCGUCGCCUCUCCUUCUCUCCAAUUUUCACUGGGCGAAACUCGCAGUCGCCAUGGACGACAUGGGCGGGGACUACAGCCUCUACUGGGAAACCAAGCGCCUCAUCGACUCAGAGGAACUCGCGAGGUUCUGGGGCUUCGAGGAGGCCGUCGCCGGGGACCACUACGACUCCAGCUCCCCGGAUGGCGGCCCCACCGCCGCCGCGAAGAACGUUUCCAUGGAGAGGAACCGCCGGCGGAAGGUCAACGAGAAGCUGUACGCGCUCCGAAGCGUCGUUCCCAACAUCACCAAGAUGGACAAGGCGUCGAUCGUCAAGGACGCCAUCGAUUACAUUCUGCAGCUUCAAGAUCAAGAGCGCCGUAUGCAAGCUGAGAUUCUUGCGCUCGAGAAUCUGAAACAGGGCAGGGCUGACCAUGACCUCGAGUUCUGCGAUGACAUGCACUUGGUCCAGAGGAAGAAGAAGAGAACGGCUUCAGAGCCGAUGCAAGCAAUCGAACUCACAGUGAGUGCACUGGGGGACAAAACGAUGGUGGUAAGCAUCACCUGCAAAAAGAAGCAUGACGCCAUGAUCAGGCUCUGCGAGCUCUUUGUGUCCCUCCCACUCAAGAUCAUCACGGCCAACAUCACCUGCGUCUCCGGCAGCCUCUUGCAUACUCUGUUCGUUGAGAGUGAUGAAAUGAGGACCGAACAGUUGAAGGAAGAGAUUGAAGCAGCCAUCAUACGACUUGGGAGCCCAAGGAGGCCGUAAAAAAAAAAGAGACGUUUUUACUUAAUAAUUACUUAAUAAUUAAGUUCACGCCUUGCGGCCUUGACAGUCCAUCCCUACACUAUGUAAAGGGAGGUAAAUGACGUAUAUGAACGAUGAAAUGUUAUGGUCUUCAUAAAAUAUAUUUUAUACG